AUGCCUCUGACGUCAGUCCUUUGCAAGGCAGCUAUUUAUGUGCCCACCAGGUUAUCGCACAUCACCAGAUGGUACCUAAUGUCUCACCGGCACUACACCAUAAAGGUUGGAGACCGCGCAGAACUUUCCCGAACCUUUACCCAAAUUGAUAUUCAAAUCUUCUCUGAACUCACUGGGGACACAAACCCCCUGCACUUGGAUAACGCAUUUGCUAAGGACACACGAUUCGGAAAAACUGUUGUCCAUGGAGUCCUUAUCAAUGGCUUGGUGUCUGCCGUCCUGGGAACUAAACUGCCAGGGCCGGGUUGUGUCCUUCUGUCCCAGGAAAUCCGCUUUCCUUCGCCCUUACAUAUUGGGGAGGAGGUUACUGCCUCAGCGCAGGUAGCGGCCCUCAAGCGAUCACUGGCCAUUGUGGCUGUGUCCUGCCUUGCAAGAGAGAGCGGCCGGACUGUUAUGGAGGGGACAGUGAAAGUGUUAAUAGCUGAAAAUAAAUCUUAAGUCUUUCUGUUCUAACAGCAAAAUAUUCAUCAGAAGUCAGAAAUGCUGUGUGUGUGUGUCUGCAUUUAACCAUGUUAUAAACAGCCUGUGUGCUAUGUAUUUAUGUUGCCAUCACUAUCCCUAAAUAAACCUUAACUCACAAAAAUAA
Molecule: messenger RNA, 646 nt
Organism: Xenopus laevis (African clawed frog)
Lineage: Eukaryota; Metazoa; Chordata; Amphibia; Anura; Pipidae
Product: hydroxyacyl-thioester dehydratase type 2, mitochondrial
Exons: 1
Coding region: 1-498 (165 amino acids)
Source: RefSeq, a predicted model, not a curated record